This is a messenger RNA of Cooperia oncophora, 531 nucleotides long. NCBI's taxonomy places the organism in Eukaryota, Metazoa, Nematoda, Chromadorea, Rhabditida, Trichostrongylidae. The record is from the annotation of a GenBank genome assembly.
AUGGCUGCACGUCGGGCGAUGUCCCGGUUUGAUCGGGUCAAUCAAUGGUUGCAGUUUGCCAGGCAAUGGCACAUCGUAGAUGCCGAUCAUCAGGAUGCGUAUCUUCUUGGUAAACAUGUUGCAAUGCACUUGUCCGGAAAGCACAAACCAAUAUGGCACCGAGAGACGGAUUGUGGUGAUCACGUAGUGGUGGUUAACUGUAAACAUGUAGCCAUGCAUGGAUUCGACUGGAAACAUACCUUGUAUCACUUCAAUAAGGAAUAUCCCAAAUCGAAGGUCGACAUACCGGCGUAUCAAAUACACGAGUAUGAUCCGUGCCGAAUGGUUUUUCUGGCUGUAUAUAAGGCAUUAGGGCAUAAUCUGAUCCGCCGUCGACACAUACAACGACUUCAUCUUUUCCCGGAGAUGGAAAUGCCAGAUUUUGUACGAGAAAAUUUGGGCAGUCAGCUAGAACAAGUUCAGCGAGUUCCGAAACGAAGUGACGAAUACACACCAGAAGAACGUGCAAAGUUCCCUAGGCUGCUAAGGUAA